Messenger RNA from Emericellopsis cladophorae, 2559 nucleotides. Its product is annotated as Condensin complex subunit-like protein. Gene Ontology annotation, cellular component: condensin complex. NCBI's taxonomy places the organism in Eukaryota, Fungi, Ascomycota, Sordariomycetes, Hypocreales, Bionectriaceae. Gene Ontology annotation, molecular function: chromatin binding. The record is from RefSeq and is a predicted model, not a curated record. The transcript is spliced from 4 exons. Bases 1 to 2559 code for a protein of 852 amino acids. Gene Ontology annotation, biological process: mitotic chromosome condensation.
AUGCCUCGAGUCGCCCAAGUGCCCCGUGCUGGCAACGUCAAGUCGACGUCUGGCUCAGCGGCAUCGCCCUUCAAGUCGCCAAUCAAGAUACCCCUCAAUGACGAUGCGCAAGAACGAGGCCAACGAAUGAACUCGCGCAAGGCCCUCCACGAGCGACAAUACAACGAGAUUAGAGCAGCGGCAUCUACGCCGCGCAAGAGCAGCGUCAGACUGGAGGACCGCGAGAAUGCAUCCCCAGGGUCCGACCCCAGGACCCCGCGGGGAUCGAGACCGACGCUGCUGGAGGACGAUGACGAUGCCAUGGUCGUGGGCUCUGGGGUCACGCCUAUGAAGCGAGUCCCUAUCCUAGCCAACUUUGAGGAGUGGAUGAAGAUGGCGACGGACAACAAGAUCAACGCGACAAACUCCUGGAACUUUGCGCUCAUUGACUACUUCCACGACAUGUCCCUGCUGAAGGAAGGCGACGGCGUCAACUUUCAAAAGGCCAGCUGCACGCUCGACGGCUGCGUAAAGAUCUACACCAACCGAAUUGACAGUGUUGCGACAGAGACGGGCAAGCUGCUGAGCGGCCUGGCAGACAGCGCCAGCAACAAGAAAAAGGACCACGAUGGGGCGGAAGCUGAAGGCGAGAACGAAGACGAGGAUGACCUGGAUGAGGACGGCAAUCCGAAGAAGAAACCCAAGAAGAAGUCGGCACGCUCCGAAGCCACACUCGCGCCUUCGUUUGCCUCAAUACAGUUGAAGAAGUUUGAACUGGAGUUCUCAGUUGACCCGCUCUUCAAGAAGGCAUCUGCCGACUUCGACGAAGGUGGGGCGAAGGGCCUACUACUCAAUCACCUCAUGAUCGACUCUCAGGGUCGCAUUGUAUUCGACAGCAGUGACGACUCGGUGGAUGAGGCCGCCAUUGGUAGGAAGGACGAGGAGAAGGACGAUGAAGAAAUGGGGGAUCAAACGCAAGCCGAAGACGAGUCGAUGCACGUGUCAAAGAUGGACCUCGGCCAAGACGUGGAGGUUCCCGAGUUGGAUGAAGACGACGACGAAGCCAAUGUCGAGAUCGAUCUGAAUGCUAUUCGCCAGCGAUUCUUCCCCGACCUCAGCCGGCUGGAUGAGCUCGACGUGUGCCCUUCCCUGAAAACCUUUGAUCUUGGCAAUCCGUCAGGCACCACCGACAUCCCCUUCCUCAAUGCUCUCGAUGACUGGAAAGAUCAGGAGAAGGAGAAGACACCUGGUGCCUUUGGCGACGAGUCUGGCAUGGUCAUUGAGGGCGACAACGCGUUCGACGACGAUGAUCUUGGACUGGGCAGCUUCGACAUUGGCGGCGACGUAUCAUUUGGCGAGGGCGGUCAAGCCUGGGCUCGGGAAGCCAAUCUGGAGCCGCAGAUGCGACCCUUCAACGCUGGCUUUGGCGGUGAGGAUGGCGAAGGCGACGGGUUCGAUGAUAAUGCGGAUUUUGCCGUGACCAUGCCCAAGGGGCGUAAAGACGAGCGCUUGCAGGACGACAUUCUGAGCUUCUUCGACCAAGCGCUCCAGAAGAACUGGUCAAGUGCCGAACACUGGAGAAUCCGCAAGAUCAAAGAUGGAGACAAGCCAGCUACCGAGACCAAGAAGCGGAAGGAGAAGGAGCCGUUUGAGAUCGAUUUUGCGGCGCCAUUCGACACCAACACUUACGAUAUACUAUACACACAGGCCUCGUCCAAUGCGACUAUCAGCAUGCCCAAGAAGGACUGGAAAUCUAAAUCAAGGAAUCUCCUCCCCGACGACAAACACUUCAGCUCGAAAUCACUGCUCAGUUUGUUCCUCAAGCCCAAAGCACGCAUUGGUCGCAAGAGACUGGGGUUCGGUGGCGGCAAAGCUGGCUUCGGCCAUGCGCAUGAAGAUGCUGCGCAAGCGGGUGACAUGGAUGAGGCGUUCUGGGCGCGGCAGAAUGCGCCUCAAGAUGACCUGGCGGCGAUACCGACGGGCGACUACGACGCCAACUUCUUCCAAGAUGACGCGAUGCCUUUUGCUGGAGGUGACGAUCUCGAUGAUGAGGACCUGGAGUUUGCCGAUGCCAGGGAGCACUUCUCUCCCGAGGGUGAUUUGGCCAUGACACAGGGGAUGGGCAUCACUGCUCUCCUAGGAGGGGAUACGACAAACGCGGCUAAUGGAGCGUACGGCACACACCUCAUCACGUCGACGAGGAGAGUGCGGCCAGAAUAUGUCAACUUUGCGCGCGUAGCGAAAAAGGUAGACGUACGACGGCUGAAGGAGGAGAUAUGGCGCGGCAUGGCUUUUGACAAACUUGAGGAACCUCCCGCAGAUCGACAACCGCCAGCGCAAGAAGGGUCAGAAGCCUCCUCUACCGCGGAUGACCCAACGCUCAAAUUCACCAAUGUCAUGAAUGGCUUGCAAUCUGCAUAUGACAAGGAGAAGAUGGCCGAUAUCUCCACGUCGUUCUGCUUCAUCUCUCUUCUGCAUCUGGCCAACGAAAAGGGCCUUGUGAUUGAGAAGACGCCAGACUUGAGAGAGCUCACCAUUCGCAAAGACUGGACGGCAGAGGUAUCAGAAGGUGAUCAUUGA